AACAAUACAUGAUUGAUUAUCGCUUUACAUGUACUUCGUCGACAGCAAAUUUUCUAAAAAAUUACUCAUCAAUAUCUCCUUAGAAAGAGUGUUAUUUUGUUCUUAGAAUAUUAACGUGACUGCAUAUAAUUUUCUGGAAGGAAUCAUUCGAAGAAAGUGUUAAUAUGUGCUGUGGAUUAGGCGCUUUGGCGUGUUGCUUUGGUUCAGCAGCCUGCUCCUGUUGCUGUGCUGCCUGCCCAUCAUGCAAGAACUCAACAUCCACCAGGAUCGUCUACGGCCUCUUCUUGCUGGUUGGAGCCGUGGUCUCGGCCGUAUUCCUCUUGCCGCAGGUCGAUAAGGCUCUGUCCAAUUCACCAUUACUAUGCCAGGACGUGGCCAUCAUUGGACAGCUAAUUCCAUCUCAGGUCUGUGAAAGGCUGGCUGGCUAUCGUUCCGUCUAUCGAGUCAGCUUUGGUGUCGCUGCUUUCUUCUUUCUCCUCUCUAUCAUCAUGAUCAAUGUGAAGAGUAGCAAAGAUAUGCGAGCUCCAAUCCAAAAUGGGUUCUGGUUUUUCAAGUUCCUCGUCAUGUGCGGUCUGUGCGUGGCAGCAUUUUUCAUCCCCAACGGAUCCUUUGAGAAUGUGUUCAUGUAUUUUGGAAUGAUUGGAGCGUUCUCCUUCAUCGUCAUCCAGCUGGUUCUUCUGGUCGACUUUGCCCAUUCUUGGAAUGAGAGCUGGGUUGGUCGCAUGGAGGAUUCUGAGCACAAGGGCUGGUACUGUGCUCUGAUGUCAUCUACUAUUAUCAUGUAUCUGGUUGCUCUGACGGGAUUCAUUCUCUUCUACAUCUUCUACAUCGGAACUGGGAAUCAAUGCUCCCUUCACAAGUUCUUCAUCAGUUUCAACCUGAUCCUGUGUGUUGUCAUGUCUGUUGUGUCCAUUCUACCCAAGGUCCAGGAAGCCAUGCCACGAUCUGGCCUUCUCCAGUCAGCUGUGAUUUCCAUGUACACCAUGUACCUGACCUGGUCAUCUAUGAGCAACAACCCUGAUAUGACUUGCAACCCAAGCAUCACCACCAUCAUCCAUGGAACAGGUAAUAGUACUGUUCACAACGAAGAUGUCGGCAGUGCAGAGAACUGGGCCAGCUUUGCCAUCUGGCUCAUUUGCCUCAUCUAUGCCUGCAUCCGGACUGCAAGCACCAACAAUGUUGGAAAGCUGACUGGCAGUGAGUUUGGAGAUGAUGGUCUACAAUAUGGAACUAAUGAGAAAACUCUGCUUGGGUCUACAAAUGCAAGUGCUGGUGACACCAAACCCGCUGAUGGAGACGCAGAGAAGUGGGGCCAGGAGGUGUAUGAUAACGAAGACGACGGCGUGGCCUACAGCUACACCUUCUUCCACAUCAUGCUCAUGCUCGCUGCAUUCUACAUGAUGAUGACCCUCACCAGCUGGUUCCAGCCAUCGGGAGCCAACUUUGAUUCCCUGGCUGCUAACAGCGGUGCCAUGUGGGUCAAGAUAUCAUCCAGCUGGGUGUGUGUCGCCCUCUAUCUCUGGACCUUGGUCGCUCCCAUCAUUCUCAGUGACAGAGACUUCAGCUAGAUAUCUUGUUGAAUGAUGAGGUUUGCAGGAUGGCAAUUCAAAAUUCAAAGAGUGUGGUGAAACUAACAGCAUCCAUUUUGAAUUUGCUGAUAAGGAUCGCAGUCUAUAUGAUACACAGAUAAAUACAUUUGUGUUGUUUGAGAAGUUUCUCUGCUAUUUGACUAGAUAAUACGAGAUCAUGUGUACAUUUACAUGUAUAUCUAUAAUUUUAAAAAAAUGCAAGUUUACAAUGGAAAAGAAAACAAAAAGAUUUAGUAGUAAAUGAUCUCAAACAAGUAAUUUUGUAAUGCAGAUUAAUAUAAAGAUAAAUAUGCCGCUAGGCUGAAGAUAAUAUCUUGUGUGGUUUGGUGGAACGAUUAAAAAAAAAGAAAUGAGAAAACCUUUGUAAAUAAAUAAGAAAUAUUAUGUGUGUAUUGGUACAUGUAUUAUUUGAUUACAUUAAUAACUGGUAUUAAAUAUUUUCUAAAGUCCAAGUAUGACUUUAGUUUAGGAAUUUUAUUAUAUAUAUAUUUGUGUCAUGUAUCCCUAUCAAAAUAUUUUUUUCUUAAAAAAACGUAUGAGAUCAUACAAUAUGUGGUAAUGUUCUGAGUUUUAUAGAUUUUCCAGCAUACCCCCCCCCCCUUCCAUUUAAUUGUGAAAAUUAUGAUCAGUUGUUUGGUUGACUUGUUUUCUUCUCAGAACAUUAUUAUAUUUUUCAUAUUUACAUUCACUAUUGAAAUGGAAGUAAAUGAAUCUAAAAUUAUGCAUCAGUUGCAGAUAUAUCCGGUGAGUAGCAUGCUUGUACAUGUUUAAAUGUAAUAGAUGUUUCAAGCAGUGUUUGCUAUGGAUAAUUUUUCAACUUGAAUGAAAAACUUACAGAAAUGCAAUUGUAGUAUAAAUGAGGAGGGUGGGGGGGGAGAAGAGAAGAAUUAUAGAAGGGAUAAGAAGAGGGAGAAGAAACAAAGAAAAAAUGAGAGAAAGGAAGGGGGAAAGAGAAAAAAAAUAUCCUCUCGGUUAUAUUUAUUUCUUAUUAUGCUCAUGGGAUGAAUCAGCAAAAACAAAGAGAAAUAUAGUAUUUUGUAAAGACACACAAAAAAAUGAAAAAUAAAAAUGUUGCAGUGAUUUUUUUCAAGGGCAGAGUUGUAAUUGUAAAUAUUCACAUUAGCACUGUCUAUAUUUGUAUAAGCUUUAUUCCAAUUAAUGAUGUGAUUUUUUUUAUCAGUUAUUUAGCCUAUAAAUGUAAUGUUGGUAUGUUAUAAAAUUUACAAUCUUUUAACCAAUGAAACAUGUAUAUGUAGGUUUGUAGAUAUUGUACUUUAGUUACAUGUAUGUAUGGCUUCUAAAUCAUUUGAAAAAUAGGUAAUCGUCAACUCAAAAGGUCACCCACUAUAAUCACUUCAUAAACCCUGCUGGGAACAUGCUUAAAUUAACAAUGGGGGGGGGGAGAUAGUGGUGGUGACCUUUCCUAACCUCCUUGUCAAUUCAUUUGGUACCAUGUUGAAGAAGAUUAAUUGAGGAUUUGUCUAUUUUUUUAUAUGAUUAUGAUAGAAGGCAGUGGUCUUCAAAGUAUUUAAUCAGAUUUUAGUAAAGUUGAAAUGAAAAAAGAGAAAAUAAUGGGUACACAUUUAUAAUGCAUUUCUUAGAUAUCAUUAAACGUUGUAUGAGAUUAAAUUUGAAGGAAUCUUUCAAAUUCUGAAUCUGAAGGAAAAUCAAGCUUUUGCUAUUUCUCAUUCAAAAGAAAAAAGAAGUUACAUUAGGGUCCUGCAAUUUAUGACUGAACAUUUUUCUGAGGUUUGCUUAUUAUACAUACAUACUUCAAAAAUCUAUUUGCCAUUGUAUUAUUGAAGUACCUGUACAUGUAGAUGCCAUGUUCUUCUGAGGAUUUGCAAGGCUGCCAAGUGUAACCAGAGCCAUUUAUGAUUUAACCGUUUUAGAGGCUCCACAAAGUAUAAUAUGCACUUCAUAUCCAUUUGAAAUGGGUGUAUUAUAACAUUGUGGUGGGUGUUUGACCAUCAUUCAAAUUCAAACAAAUGUACAUGUAUUACAUGUUUAAAUGAAUUUCUUGAUGUUGUGUUGGUGUAUCGAUAUUCCUAUGUGAAUUUGUGAUGACAUUGUGGAUAUGCAGUUGGCAUGCUUUAAUUAGCCUCUUAAAAAUCAUAGAAGAAAAAAUGAUUAAUAUUUGGAAAAAAUAUUGUUUUUAUUGUAUUGGUAGGAGUAAAACACAAAAAAGAAAUCUUCAUUUUUUUCUUUCUCUUUGUCAAAGUUACGUCAAUGAAAUUGAAUCCAGAUAAACCAAUCAAUGGUAUGUCAUUCAAAGUAUGAAAAUAAUUGCUAUGAUUGGUUUAGUCCCAUUUCUUUGAUGUUACUGUUACCUGUACACAAUUCUUUCCUUUUCUUGAACCUUCACUCUAUCUUUUUCCUCUUCUUUUCCCAAACUCUCCUUACUUUGAUGACAUCUAAACACUUCAAUAAUUUGUAAUGGCCAGUUUGAUGGGUAAAAGCUAAUCACACAUACAUGUAUGCUCAUUAUAUUUGAAAAUUGCAAUAUUUAACUUGGGUGUAUUUAGUUGAAAAAUAAAAGCUCUUAUUAAAUUAAUGUA
Molecule: messenger RNA, 4147 nt
Organism: Lytechinus variegatus (green sea urchin)
Lineage: Eukaryota; Metazoa; Echinodermata; Echinoidea; Temnopleuroida; Toxopneustidae
Product: probable serine incorporator
Exons: 15
Coding region: 165-1568 (467 amino acids)
Cellular component (GO): membrane
Source: RefSeq, a predicted model, not a curated record